Colossoma macropomum (tambaqui) is the source of this 1138-nucleotide messenger RNA. RefSeq lists its product as uncharacterized. The transcript has 3 exons. The coding region runs from base 90 to 800 and encodes 236 amino acids. The record is from RefSeq and is a predicted model, not a curated record. NCBI's taxonomy places the organism in Eukaryota, Metazoa, Chordata, Actinopteri, Characiformes, Serrasalmidae.
UCAAUAAACACUUCCUUUUCCUGUCAGACUUUGCUGAGAAACUUCUCUCUGUCUCCGUGCAGCUCGCCUCAAGGUUCCUGACAGCCAAUAUGGGUCUGCCUGGCUCACUGAGGACAGUCUUUCUGCUUUGCCUCCUUGUUCUUGGUUGCACAAGUGUUGAAGGUAACAACGUGGAUGUUAACACUCUUGCCCGCAUUAUCCAGUUCUUUAACAACAAUUAUCAGAAAGUUGAAACAAGUGGUGCUGUGCGCCAGUAUGCUGUAGCCAUUAACGUCCCAGAAGAGCAGUGCCAAAAGGACUUUGUUCCUGACCAGAACAAGUUCCUAAAGAACGAAGAGGCAGACACUGUGAAGAACCAGACAUAUAAUGAGACCGUAGCUCUGUACCAAGGUUCAGAGCUUAUUGCUGCAGGAACACUUGACAGAGGGAAAUACAAAAGACACUCAGAGUCCAUUCUAAUGAACCCUCCUAAAAUCUCCCCCAUGACAAACCUCUUAAACAAGAAAAAGGACGGCUGUGUGGUGUUCUACACCUACAACUCGCCCUGUGUCGACACCUGCAUUAAUGAGAAGAGCAAUUUCAGCAUCCUGAAGAUGCUUGAAAUUUGGAGCACACGCAAAGGCCUGAAAGCUUUUGCCUUCAAAGAUAUCUGGAAGUUUGACAAGAAGAAAGAUCUCAAAGAGAGAUUCAAGGCGAUCACCAAGUACGUGCCUCUGUAUCGCUGUGUGUCCGCUCAGACGUGCUAUGAUUGUGUUCAGGGGGACACAAUCAAUGAGAAUUGUGUGAAAGAUAAUAAUUGAGUAGCUGUUAAUUACAGGCUCUCUGCUUCUUCCUCAGCCUUUCAUUAUAGCCAAUGCUUCAACAGAAAUAUGAUAUGAAGAAGAAAAUGAGAAAAAUUCUAAUAAAAAAAUUAAAAACUGGAUUAGCCUGCUUAAACUUGUGUUUAAAAUUAUGCCUGCUAUUUGAAUUAAAAUCUUUUUGUUCAGCACAUUCUGUUGCCAUUUUUUUAUUCAUUUGUCAUGGGACUGCAACAUACUCUAUAAAAGUAUGCAGACACCCCUUCUAAAUAAUGAGUUCAGGUGUUUCAGCCACACCCAUUGCUAACAGAUGUGUAAAAUCAAGCAAAUAGCCAUGCAAU